This is a messenger RNA of Amoebophrya sp. A25, 3896 nucleotides long. NCBI's taxonomy places the organism in Eukaryota, Dinophyceae, Syndiniales, Amoebophryaceae. The record is from the annotation of a GenBank genome assembly.
GCAUCCAGCCUCAAAUCCUCAAACCUGUCUUCGCAACCCUUGCGCAUGUGGCACGAGUUCGUCGAAACAUCAAAUUUCAGCGCUGCGUUGCCUCUUUACGUGCAGAAGACCAAGAAGGAGGAGGCGCUGUGGAAGAUGUUGUACUAGACGGAGACGAAGAAGGUCUAUCAACACUGAUCGUGGAGGAUAACGACUUGGACUCAUCUCCCAAAGUAGAAACAAACUCAUCGUUACAGACUUUGGAAACAGGGCACAACGAAAGUGCAACGGGCGUCGUAGAAAUGAAGAGGAGUCUUGGCACGAUUCGGGAUGUCGACGCUUACGAAAAAUUUCUUUUGUUAUGUCAUGAUCUUCUACGAGCUGAAGUCUUUUCUUCACGAAAGAGGAUUUCUUGCCUUUUACUGAUCUAAUAUCACAAACAAAAGACCGUUGGCGAACCGAGAAGGAGAAAGGGGUGCUGUCCCUAGGCGGUGAAAUCGGUGAAAAUGCCGACACGGUUUUGUUGCGGAGUGGGCGACGGAUCAAAAGGUCCGAACAAACUGCUUACUCGAGACUUUUCGGCGGGAAAUCGGAGAGAACGAAAAGCAAGAGGAUAAAUCCGAAAACUGGAAAGCUUUGGACAAAGCCUGAAGCUAUUAGGCGGCUACUCGCAGCAGCAUUACAGGGUGCGGCAAGGCAUGGAGUGUUGGAUCAACAUUAAGAAGAACAUUGUUAGUACUACCGAUUGAAACAGAAACUGGUGUUACAACUCCUGACUCAGAUUAUACAUAGUAGAUGAUGGCUGAGUGACUGAAUCCAUUAAGGUGUUAAUACAACACCUUGAUGGAUACAGUCAGAUGACGUAACGGCUACAAGAACACUGUAGCCGUUACGUCAGUUCCAAUCCCUUCUAACUGCACGACGCAUCACCUUUCCGUCGCACCUUUGGACGUGGCUUGCGUCGUCGAGGACUGGAAUUCCUCUUCAGGAGAAACGAGCAUUUUGACGAGAAAAGGGAAAAUCCGGAAGAGUUCAUGCUACUAGCGAAAGGCGACACGCACUACAACGCAUUCAGGAGUAUCCAGUGGAGCUAUCUAGAAUUCGCGACGCAGGAUCUAGUAGAGGAGACCUAUGAGAAUUGUCAUGCACAGACGAGGACGAAACUCCACGUUAGUGAAGAGGAACUUUUUUCGACGCCAGUCGUGAAAACAACUACUCGUACAUCUAGUAGUCAAGAAGAAGAAGCUUUUAAAAAGGAGGACUCAGACGCAGACCACUCUAGUACUGCGGAGAAGUCUAUGCUCCCAAUGGCUGAAGUGUAUGCUGAUACGUGUUGCCACCUACUAGAACGAGCUGAGGGAGAUAUGCUCGCGGAUGCUUGGGGCGCAUACGUAGAGUCAAGAAGGAUGAAUCGCGGACUGGUCCAUAGAUUCUAUCGAGAACCGCACAAACGGUGGUUGUCGUCUCCGCCAAAGUUAAGGGUUUCCGAAUUACAUCCCUCACUACCAUCCUUGGCUCCUUUUCAAGGGCGAAAUAGGUCAAGGAUGUUCUGAAGAAUGCAAUUCGGCAACCUCUAACAAAGGCCGCUUUCUACAACCCUGUUCCUGGUCUUGGCAAGCAUCUAGGACCUAUUCCCGUGGUGUAUCAGCCGAAAAGCCCAAGCUCGCCGUUGUUGAACCACACGGCUGGCAUGCACAACCUGCUGGGGUCACGAGUGGACAUGGUGUUGAUGCACCACUUGGAAUCAGGAACAGAAGAUUUAGCUGGUGGCAUUACACUGCUAAAGAACGAGCUACAAUUGAAUUACGCGGAUGAUAUCCGCUUGGUGGAAUCGAACUACCGGAAAAUGGUGCGAUCAGCAGAGGGCGGUCGUGGAGGUUUGACGAACAAAGAAGAGGACCAUAUUAGAAAUUACUACAAGACCAUCCUCGAACUGGAAGCUCUAGACGUCCCGCCAAGUCCGAUACCUACCCUACACCGAUGGCUAGAGAGCCCUCUCUUUGCUAUGUUGGAACGACAUGCCUUGCCUAGAAAACUGAAAGACAUACCUGUCUCGCACCACGAAGUGCAGAACUACCUCUACACUCAUGGAGCCAAGCCACCACGAGUUGUGCCGUUCUUCUACUAUGUUGGUGCGGAAUACGGAUAUAAUAGUAGUAACUUCUUGUGGAAAUAAAUGUUGAUCCUGGAUCACUCCUGUUGUUGUAAAAACUUGCUGAAAAGCUGCAUGUUGCUAGACCAGCAACAUUUUAUCGGUACUAGAAGAUGAUGAAGAUGUUCAUCUAGAUGGAAAUUUCUAUUCAUCUUCAGCCGCCUCUUCUAAUCAUUCGUCCUCCCAACCCGCGAUCUGAUCGCCGAUUCUGUCCGCCGCAUGCACGCUCUCGACUGUCCAAUAGCAAAAAUCAUGGAGGAACACAGGGCUCAAACCGACCUUUUCCUGGAAGUAGGUGGCUUCUUUGGCGAUUGCAUAGUAGGAGCGACCAUCAGCGGAUGGGCACGAUACGGUGUAAUUGAGUUAGACGGUAGUGUACCAGCGAUUAAGGUAUUGAACAAAACCAUAGACAGCCUGUUCUUGAAGACGCGGACGCAUGUCCCGGCGUUUCCGUCCAACGACUAUGUUUUUGCGCAUGACGUAUCGCAUGAAACGGUGAGAACUCUGAGAGAGGAAGACUACGAGAACUCGACAACUACGAGAAGACCUAGUGCGGAUGAAGAUGCAGGUGAACAACAUGAAGCGACAUCUACUUCAACUUCUCCAUCUUCAGAGUCAACAUCAAUCUCUUCAGGAGCGCCAACACCAACUACAACCUCCAUGUUGACCAAGCCUCCUUUCGCGGCAGAAUUGAAUGCCUUGACUAGUGGUAAGUUUUUGAUCCGUGCAGCAGCCAUGUUUGUCUCCGAUCGAUCGGGUUGGUUCAGGCCAGCUGCAAGAAGAAAACUAGUGUCUUCAGGCCGUAACGUAGCAGAGGAAUUUGCUCAGGGUGCAAAUAGCUUCUCAGGCUUGACUUCGUGGCAGCCUUGUCAAGGGGAAGAGUAUCAGGAUGAGAUGGAUCGGAUUUUAGGAGGAUCUAAGGACACCGCAGCACCCGCAGCAGGAAUAAACACCAAAGCUCAAGUUCUUCUCCCAUCUCGACGAAGCUGCGUACUCUUCGAAACCGUGGACGGCUUUCUGGACAAGAUCAUCUAUCCGAACUUCUUCAGGCUACACCAAGGCCGAUUUCCGGUGAGCGAAGAGGAGUUUGGGGUACGCAGUAGAGGGCAAGAAGUAGGAGGCGUCGCGUCUACUCCUCUGAGUGGUCCAGCAACACCCAGAUACGCCGAAGACUUCCUCCAACAAGGCAUUCUACGUGUCGGCGUCCGCAUCAAGGUGAGCGGCACAGAGCACGAUGUCAUUCGUGGGAUGAAGGAGACCUUGAAAAACGUGUAUUGGCUACAUGUGGCCAUCAUGCCUGAGUGCUUUUGCGAAGCGGAGAUCAUGCGAAUCAUGACGGGACAAGAGGAUAAGAACCAGAUGAAGGAAGUAGAUCCUGAUGAUGCUCAUAAUAAGCAUGUUGUUCAACAUGAUCCUGCUUUGUAUAACUUUGAAGUCGUUUCAAGGAUUCAAAACAACUUCAAGGAAGUGCUGAUUUUGUUUAGGAAAAGAAAACGUGGGACUGCGCCCUAGUAGUCGGCAGUAUCUUAUUUUCGUGGACUAGAAUACAACAUCAAAGUUCUUGUUCUACUAUCAUUCAUCGUUUUUUCUCUUUCAGUUUAAUUUCUACUCCGUCUUCUUAAUCUAAUCAUCAAACAAGGUCAAAAAAAUUGUCAUAAUAUGAUGUGGUCAGCGACCAAAUGAAGUUAUCCUCUCGAUUAUGGUGUUGAUGUGAAUAUUUCAGCCAGUCAUUGGUACUGCGCACUUGCUUUGUUGUCUAAAGCAU